Messenger RNA from Bombus pyrosoma, 681 nucleotides. RefSeq lists its product as uncharacterized. Gene Ontology annotation, cellular component: extracellular region. The record is from RefSeq and is a predicted model, not a curated record. The transcript is spliced from 3 exons. Gene Ontology annotation, molecular function: peptidase inhibitor activity. NCBI's taxonomy places the organism in Eukaryota, Metazoa, Arthropoda, Insecta, Hymenoptera, Apidae. Bases 1 to 600 code for a protein of 199 amino acids.
AUGAGGUUUCUAAUGAGGCUUUUGACGAUUUUCACCCUGUACACUGAUAAUUUACAAGUGUUCCGUGACGGAACUUUAAGUAAGAGAAGAUCUUCCGACACUUAUAAGGAUGUACAUUGCGGCAUCCCUUUUAGACGGAAGUCAGAAUUCAAGAUGUUUAGAUUGAUCGUGAUAUUUUGUCUCAUCGUUCACGUUUGCGCAACGAAAGCUUACGGGAAAGGCUACACACCACUUUGCAGAUACUGGUGUAGGACGAUCGAUCAUCAAUAUUAUUGCUGUCCAAGCGGAAAAGCUGAGAGUUGGGCGGAAUAUGUCUGGCAUUCUUUCCUGCACCCAUGGCUGCUAAUGAUCACCGUUGAAUCUGCAUCGAUAGACACGUUUUGGCCAGAAAAUGUCCAUGAGAAAGAAACGGGGAAAUAUUGCCCGCCGUUGAGAACCCAUUGUCCACGAACUUAUGAUUGGUACUCACUGCCACCAACUUCUUGCCACGGCGAUGAGGAUUGCGACAAAUGGGAAAAAUGCUGCUACGACGUUUGUCUCGAACACAAAACUAAACAGUUAUGUUGCGGUGCGCUCUUCACCGUGACCUGGUCCCAUUAAAUUGUAAUUGUUGCAUAUCACGUUUCGUAUUAGCUUAAUUAACGCCGCCGUUUAUCCAAAUUUUUUGGGAAUAUUUUGCGA